UCUGAAUCAUAACAGCAAUUUGCAGUUGUAAACAGAGAAGUCUAGCAUCAGAGCAAAAGUCAAAGCUGGUGAAAGAUUUUUAAUUUUCAAUAUUUGAAAUUUCAUUAAAUAAUAAGUAUCAUAGAGAGGAACAACAACUUGUUAAGCUUAUGUUAGGAAUCUUAGGGUCAACAGAAAAACACAAAAAAAUGGAGAAGAAAGACAGAAUAUGUUUGCUGUUGAUUUUGGUGAUGUUUGCAAUGGGACUUGCUGUGGUAUCAUUGGCUGGUUCUGCAAUAUUUUACUAUAAAAUAGAGGAGCUGAAGACUCGCAUUGAAACACUUGAAAAUCAGCAACUGAUCCAGAGUUCCACUGAGCAGAGAGAUAGAUCACAUGACAGCAGAAUCAUACAUUCAAAACGUGGAAAACGUCAAGCUGCAGGUACAUCUGCAACUGGAAAUAUAUAUGGACGAGAUGGUAGAGAUGGCAUGGCAGGACCACAAGGACCACCUGGACAACAAGGACCACCUGGACCAGCAGGAAGAGAUGGAAGUCCAGGAAGGGAUGGAAGAGAUGGAUUGGCAGGCCAAGGUUUAUCAGCCGAAGAUAUCAAGGACCUGGUAGAGGCACUUCAGACAAAUGAUUGCAUAAAUAGGUCCUCUAAUAUACAAGGGCCCCAAGUAUCACCAGCACCUAUUGGCAGUGGUCCUCCUGGAACAGGUGGUGCUACAUAUGUGAGAUGGGGAAGGACAACAUGUCCCACUAAUGUAGAGCAAGUCUAUUCAGGGAUAGCUGGAAAAUCAUAUUAUGCUGACGCAGGAGGAGGUGCUAAUUAUCUGUGCCUACCAAGGGAUCCAGAGUGGGGAAAGACCAUGGCUGGCUGGCAGCAAGGUUCAGCAAUGCAUGGCGUUGAAUAUGAACUUGGCUUGAACAACCCAUUCCUUACUGAAAACUUCCCAGACCCAAGCCAACCUGCUUCCUGGCUACACGACCAUGAUGUGGUAUGCACUGUCUGUAGGGUCCCAGAGCGUGGUAGUCAGAUCAUGAUUCCUGCACAUAAAUCAUGUCCUGAUACCUGGACAAAAGAAUACAAUGGCUAUCUUAUGAGUGAGCGUCAUAAGAAUACAAAAUCUGACUUUAUUUGUGUUGAUGAAGCUCCUGAAGCAGAUGAAGGAGGUCAUGAAGACAAGAAUGGGGGUUUACUUUAUGUAGUUGAAGCCUAUUGUGCUCAUGCUCUACCUUGCCCAAAUUACCAACAUGGUUUCGAGCUCACCUGUGCUGUAUGUACUAAAUAG
Molecule: messenger RNA, 1274 nt
Organism: Owenia fusiformis
Lineage: Eukaryota; Metazoa; Annelida; Polychaeta; Sabellida; Oweniidae
Source: the annotation of a GenBank genome assembly